CCGUGGCGGAGGUUGAUGCCGGGGUGGACGCGCUCUAGUCUAUUGAGAGGGAGCUCGGCGUGGGCGCCGGCGUCGGCCGCAGCCCCGUCAAGCGCAGGCCCAAGCUAUGAGAUUCUCUGCGAGUUCUUCAACUGCUUUGAGAGCUCCACCCGGCUCCUCCGCAUGAAGGGAUCCAAGGCAACAUUCCCCAACAUCUGCGCUAGCAUUCGGAACUUGGCUGAGAGGAGGUUUACCUAUGGCCAUCUCGCACAGCUCAAGUACAUCAUGCCCGAGGCUAUGGUACAGCGUGUUCAUGCUAGUAUUGUUGUGAACAGUCUUGGCACAUAUUAUAUUGGUAGGCUCAAAUUGUAUCUCUCCGAUAGCACACGGAAUAGUUGUUUUCGGGAUUUUGGCAUGUUUAAUCACUCUAGCUGUGACGGAUUAUGGUGGGAAUUUGCUUGCUUCUUGGUUGCAUUUGGAGCUGGGAGUAUUCGGCCUGCUACAAAUUUGUUUGCACGUACUUACCAGAGCUACUAUCAUGUAACUACACAGCCAACAAUACAUUAAGAAAUGAUAAAAUGUUUACAUUAAUAAACUGUAUUAUGUAAUAGCUCUGUAGUUACAUAAUACAUUAAUUUCUUAAUGUAUGACCGGGAUUUGCUGCUCCGUUUUACUGCUCAUAAAAUAAAAUUGCGUGUACGUGUAGCAUGCUGAACCUAACAUUGUCAGCGCAACUGUGCCAAGUGAUUUUGCAUGUUACUUCUAGUUUCUCCCAUGAGUUUGCAUUGCAUUAGCAUUAGCGUUUUGUCCCUAUGAGUUUGGAGUUUACUGUAUUCAUAUCAAAGUGCCAGCUUCUAUUCCUUGCUGCUGGUGCUGGUGCUGGUUCAAGCAUUGUGUUACAGUCAUUGUGUCUGUGUCCGAGUCAGUUUGGACUUCACAGUAUUUUUUCAUAUGUCUCAUGAUGAGUAUGUGUUACUCUGCUUGAUGACUUUUGUCUGUGUUACUCUGCUUCAUGACUUUUGUCUGCGUUACACUGCUUACUGAGUUUUACCUGGUCCAUGCCAUUAGCUUCCAUUCCCAACUGCAGUAACCAUGCAAGCAAGCACCACCCAAUACUACUGGGUAGCGGCUGCAUUGCAAGUAACUUUCCAGUGUCUUUUCAUUCAGUCCCCAUCAAUUUUUUUCCUGAGAAACCCAUGUGGGUGUCCGUUUGAUGGCAUCCGCACGCAGCGAACAUGACAUACACGCAUACAUAUAUCCUUGUUUUAUCGGACGCAGCAAUUGUGCCUACCAUUGCCUGUUUGAGAGCUUGAUGUCGGUUACUUGGUACUGCUUUCACUGAUAUUUGUUGUCUGCUUAUAGUUAUACUUCGUUUGUUUGUUGUCCAUUUGUUGUGUUAACUUGCACUGUGCUGGUAUUUAUCAUUUGCAAAAUGUAUCUUAGUUUUCGUUGUUAUGAGAAUGUUAUAUGCAUGGUUUUCUGUUAAAUCUAAAGUUCUGCAACAAAUUUUCAUCGUUAUGAGAUUUUUAUAUUCACGAAUUCAAUUGAUUAUGUUUCUAACUUUUUAUAAUUUAUUACUUGCAGAUGCUGGCCUUCAUUCUUCAAAAUUUGGGUGUACACGAUCUUUAGGAAGAAGAAUCCCGAA
Hordeum vulgare subsp. vulgare (domesticated barley) is the source of this 1624-nucleotide messenger RNA. Its product is annotated as CDT1-like protein b. Gene Ontology annotation, biological process: DNA replication checkpoint signaling; DNA replication preinitiation complex assembly; mitotic cell cycle. The record is from RefSeq and is a predicted model, not a curated record. The coding region runs from base 16 to 546 and encodes 176 amino acids. Gene Ontology annotation, cellular component: nucleus. Gene Ontology annotation, molecular function: DNA binding; DNA polymerase binding. The transcript has 3 exons. Lineage: Eukaryota; Viridiplantae; Streptophyta; Magnoliopsida; Poales; Poaceae.